This is a messenger RNA of Oldenlandia corymbosa var. corymbosa, 1476 nucleotides long. The record is from the annotation of a GenBank genome assembly. NCBI's taxonomy places the organism in Eukaryota, Viridiplantae, Streptophyta, Magnoliopsida, Gentianales, Rubiaceae.
CUUUGUUGAUGAACUAAAAUGGUUACAUAAUUACAUUGAUCAGAAUUUGAGGUAGCUUUGCCUUUUCUAUUCUAGAUUUCGGACCAACUUUGUAACUAACAUUGUGCCAAAAAGCAGUUGAAACUCGUGGAAUGCCUAAGUGAAACUUGAUGGACUGAAAAUGGCCACGAUAACCUCGAACCUUAAUCAGGAUCCUAAAUGAACUUUUUGCCAAAAGAUUUCGCUAAUAAAACACAUUUUCCGCAGUCCAAAUCCCGCAAUAAAACCUGAGCUGACAUAAGAACACCGAUUUCAAUUUCAACAAGAUUCCUCCACCUCUUCAAUUCCUUACCCUCAAACGUAGAGACUGUAUCGGCGUCCGGGUUUAUCAAUCAAUUUCAGCAGCUUGCUUUGGUUGCAGAUUUUGGAGCCCUUUUAGCGAAAUCAAUCUUUCUAGACUUUGUUAAAGAUGUUGAGAAGGGCUGUUUCUUCCGCAAUCCCCCGUAUCCUGAAUUCUUCGAAUCAUGCCAGAGUUGCUAACUCUGCUAUGUCCUCUGAAACUGUUUAUAGGCCAAUUCUUGGUUCAGCCUCACGAUUUUUCUCGUCAAAUCAACCAUUGGAUAUUGAUUUUUCCAAUGAAGAAAGCAAGAGGCGUUUGUGCAAUAGGCUACUAUACCGGAGCAAACAAAGAGGAUUCUUGGAGCUGGAUUUGGUUCUGGGGAAAUGGGUCGAGGAACAUGUUCAUUCCAUGGAUGAAAAUAAAAUAAAAGCUCUUGUUCAUGUCCUUGACCUGGAGAAUCCAGAUUUAUGGAAGUGGUUGACUGGGCAGGAGCAACCUCCAGAAGCAGUCAGCAACAAUCCUGUGAGUCAUUAAAUCCACACAGACUUGCCGCUUCUUCAGUUCAUGCAAAUUCUGUGGAAACAUUAAUUUGAUCUCUGAAUAUAUGUAAAUGGACUUGUAGGUAUUCACAGAUUUGCACAAAAGGGUGAUGAACAAUCUCAACAGCCAUGCGUCUCCAGAAACCCGGGCAACUCCUGGACAACCAUGGGUGAGAGGCUGGGAUGAUUUCAAGAAAGGUCGCGAUAGCCCCAUCGUCGGCAACCAGUAACUGCAAUUCAUCUCCAACUGCUGUCAGCUUUUCUACUUUUGCCGGCCAUGUAUAGAACCAUAAGAUUAAACAUCUUUAAGAAGAUCCCUUGUGUGAAAAAUAAGGCCAGCUUGCUCAUCAAGGAGAUUGCUUUCAAGCACUGUGAUUCUGUAAACUGAUCCUAUUCUGAUUUUUCAUAGUUCCAACGAUCAUCAUCGGGUGCCAUUUUUAAAUCGGAAUCUCCCGAGAGGAAGCAAUGUGGAUGGAAAUAACAGGAAAUUCAUGAUUAAUUAAGUAGUACUAUCCCAUGAAAUGAUUUGACAAACAAACAGAGAUUAUGAACGUUCGUAAGAAGUCACAAUGGACAACAAGGCAACCUCAUUUUUGUGGCUUGUCUCCUCAAUGAAAC